GCAGACGGUAGUGAAAAUGCCUUCUGAUUUCUGCAACGAUUGAAACAAGGAAAAUAAACUGAAAACAAGAUGCAGGUGAUCAGGCCCAAGUCUUCUAAGGGACGCAGCAGACCUAUGAUGGCACACUCUCAGAGGGAAACACCUGUCCAGCCUCCCACACUUUCACCUCAACCUCCAACCAAGUCAAAUGACAAGUUCAACCAAUACCAACCUCAAGCCGUUCUGAGACGCAGAAGUCAACCGUAUACAGAGGUACUGGGUGAAAUCUUUGACAGACCCCCAGAUGAGCCUGCUUCACUGAACAGAUACAGGGUUCUCCCCUCCAUAGAGAAGAAAACAACAGGAAACGUAUCCGGUGGUGAGGAGCAGAAGGCCUUACAGCUGGAUCAUGGUGGCAACAGCCACAGAAUAUGUAGGCACCAGCGUGUUUCAGGUAACCCAACAAAGACCCAGGACAAUGCAGGGAUGAGGAACGUUUUAAAUAGCCCAAACCGCUCAGUUGUGAUGUCAAAGGGGUCUAAAUCAGGGAUCAUGCCACAAGAUGAACCAGACCUGCUGCUUGCUAUCAGAAAUCCAUGUGGUCAAAGAUUCAAGUGCCAUUUCCAUCCAUCAGACAAGCUGCAGGUGGUGCUAUCAAAUGUAGAGGCUGAAUUUGGGGAGAAGUAUGAGAAUUGCAUAAUUGAGACUAUGGAUGUCCCACGUAGGACCUUUAGAAACCUGACAUUGACCUUAGCUCAGUGUGGCGUCCUAAACAAAUCAGUUUUAUGCAUUUCCCAAGAUGACAGCAAUAUGGAUUUAACUUGAAAUGGAUACCUAAAGGGACAAAACAAUCUUUCAUAUCUUUCUUUUCAUGUCAUU
Molecule: messenger RNA, 858 nt
Organism: Triplophysa rosa
Lineage: Eukaryota; Metazoa; Chordata; Actinopteri; Cypriniformes; Nemacheilidae
Gene: ubxn10
Product: UBX domain protein 10
Exons: 2
Coding region: 70-804 (244 amino acids)
Molecular function (GO): protein binding
Source: RefSeq, a predicted model, not a curated record